This is a messenger RNA of Zonotrichia albicollis (white-throated sparrow), 3746 nucleotides long. The record is from RefSeq and is a predicted model, not a curated record. NCBI's taxonomy places the organism in Eukaryota, Metazoa, Chordata, Aves, Passeriformes, Passerellidae.
GGGAUGGUCCCUUUCCAGGAGUGAUUGACAUGUAUGGUGAUGAAGGAGGCUUGAUUGAAUUUAGAUCUAGUCUCCUGGCUACCCAUGGUUUUGCUACUCUUUCUCUGCCAUAUUUUGACUUUGAAGAUCUUCCUAUGAUCUUGAAAGACUUAAAACUUGAGUACUUUGAGGAGGCAGCAAGGUUCCUACAGCGUCACCCAAAGGUGAAAGGACCAGGAGUUGGAGUGAUUGGGACUGGGAAAGGGGCGGACUUAGCGCUCUCCAUGAUCACCUUCCUGCCAGAAGUAGUGGCUGCUGUCUCAAUCUCUGGCUGUAGUUCCAACACAGUUGCAGACCUCCAUUAUGGUGAGACGACUCUGCCCGGGCUGCGCUUUGAUAUGGAGAAAGUCACUGUCUCUGAGUCUGGUGUAUAUGACGUUUUUGAAGCUCUGGAUGACCCAACGAAUCCUGCCAAUUCUUCUAGCGUGAUCCCCAUUGAAAAAGCAGAAGGUCACUUUCUCUUAGUGGUAGGGGAAGAUGAUCGGAUGUGGAAGAGCUCCUUAUAUGCUGAGCUGGCAAUCAGGCGUCUACGCCAGCAUGGGAAAGACAACUUUGAACUCCUGAGUUAUCCAGGAGCAGGUCACCGAAUUGAUCCUCCUUCAACUCCAUUUUGUCAGGUAGCUAUGGAUCGUGUUUUGGGGGUGCCUGUUCUGGGGGGUGGAGAGAGCAAAGCACAUGCCCACGCACAGGAACACUCCUGGAGAAGGAUUCAGGAGUUUCUGCACUUGCAUUUGGGAUGAACACUUAAACACAUGCAAGCAGUUGCAGAUCUGCAAGGACUGAACUUGAGCCACCAAAAUGACUGGUGAAUUGAAGGGAUUGACUGAGACAAGCCUUGAAAUAUGAAAAUAACCAAAUGACUACUUAGUUACAAGUAUAAAUCUAAAAAGAAAGGAAUUUCUUUGGAGCACUCUAAGUUAAUUUAACUAGGUAAACAGAGGAGAUGUGAAACAACAAGCAGGUUGCAUUAUGGUACAAAUUUGACAGCUCAACGUGGUCAAGAUAUGAAGAAACAAGUACCUGAAGAGAGUAGUAGGUACUUCCUUGCAGUAUUUACACCUCACAGAAUGUUAACAGGCAGCCUGCACCCUCAGCAGUGACAGAGAGGAUCACAUUCGGCAAUGACGGAUGAUAAACGUAGACAUCCAAAUGAUGACUCUGACUUUGAGUCCUAAGCUACCUUACCCCAGAAUUCUCAUAUUUACAGCCAUAUACACUUCAGAUAUGCUUUCCAUUUACAUGAAGAACAAGAAGCCUACUAGAAAUUUGAAGCUACUUCAAAUGAGGCUCAUAUACUUAGCAUUGUGGUCUUCAGGUGACAGUCUGUUUCUUUCCAAAAAGAACUAUGUGCUGAAUGGAAAAAUGAAGAGUACUUUUCCUUGUCAUCCAAGAAGAAUGGCAAUACUAGCACUGUCUUGUAUUUGGGAUGUACAUGUCUGUUCCUGUAAUGUCUUGGAUUGCUGUUUGACACUCAGGGUACUAAGAUUCUGUUGGAUAGGUUAGAGCAUGUCUAAAUACAGCCAUUAAGUUAGGGAUUAAUUACUUGUAGAACUCUUUAGUAGUGAUGUCAACAGAUGCUGAUAGCUGUUCUUAGGGGAGAAGCAGAGUUGGGAGGCAGAAAACCUAGCCUGUAGAUUUAAACUGACUGUAAAAAGCUUUCACCUUAUGGUGGUGAUUAAUUCAGAAUCAUACCAAACCAACAGUGCCCUCCAAAAAAAGCACCCAAGGCCAAAUCUAUGAUAGCUUUUCCAUGACUGCCCAAGAUUAUUUUUUUUUUAUUACAAAAUCAUUUUUGGCUAGUGCCUUUUUUUCCCCUCACCAUUCAGGUAGAAAGAAUUUUCUUCCCAAAUGAGUUGAUCUCUCAAGAGUGUCUUGCUGAAAUAGUGCCAGUGCUGAAGGCCUGUUGAAGGAGCGCCUCUAUCAACAAAAUUUCUCCUUCCAAAGUAAUUUUUGUCAGACCAGUUUGAGAGCUGCCUAGGAAGAUAAAAAUCUUUCAUUAGUGUACUCAGUUUUGCUUUGCUCUCAGGGAUCUCUCUCCAGUUAACUGUCAUUAUGCUGCUGCUCAGAUUCAAUACCUUUCUGCAACUCUUAUUAUUCCUUAUCAUUUGAGUAAAGUCACGUGUUUUUCACACACAAUCAAUGCCAACUGAACAAUUUAUUCAUCCACGCUUUACAAGAGAAGCUCCAUUCUGCAAACUCCACAAAAGAUCUCUUCAUGCCUGGUCUCUAAACUCCCUCACCACCUGAACAGGCUUUUGUCAAGUCCUGUCUGGGGCCUGAACCUCUGCUAACACAAGCAGCUCCAGAAGUCCAGGACCAGAGCCUGCUGCAAUGUGCUCCCUAGUGUCACCCAUACCUGUCAGACUGCCUCACUGACCAAACUCAUUUCAAGUAGCAACUGUAGGAGAAAGGGUUGUCUGUUGUCUGAAGGUUCCUGCUUCAUCCUGUCUCUUCAGUUGCUGGAGCUGUUAUCAAUUGUGCAAGAGCAGCACCUCCCCUGUUCCUGUUCUGUCACUCUCCCAGUGCCAAUAUCUGUGUCUCCACAUUGCAGUCCUACCUCAGCAUAUGCACUGCAAUGCAAGAUUGCAAUCUGGAGGUUCAGGAAGUAAAUGUUAAAUUGUAAAUUAAAAAAAAACCAAAACAACAAAACAGGUAGAUUAAGAGGUCUCAGACUUAAUUUCUAAAGCACAAGCUUUUAAAAUAAUUCAGUGUUAGAUUUUGUCAGAUACAUGCAAUUUGAAAGAGAAAUAAAACACUUCCUUUAUUAAAAAGCAACCAUGUGUAAGAAUUUGAUGUUAAGUAUUUGUUUGGAAAAGUGAACGAUACCUUGUUUUAAAUUGAGGGAAAAUUAAAAACAAUGUAAUUUUACUGCAAAGAGUUUUUUUGUCAAUCAGAGUUUCCUGGACAAAAUAAUAGAAGGACCUGUUGAAAACCAUGCAUUUUGUAUAUUUACAAUGCUACCUGGGGACCCAAGAGGCAUUGCAGACACUCUGCAGAAUGUGUAGCUAUUUCCUGAAGUGUGUACUAAACUGAGUGCCUGAUUAUGGCCUUAGUUACAGCCACGGUAUUUAUAUUGGUUUAUAUUUGUUAGGGUUUGAAGAGACCUCUGGGGACCACCUAGUCCAAUUUUCCUGCUAAGGCAGGGUCAUCUAGAACAAGUUACACAGGAAUGUGUCCAGGUGGAUUUGGACUGUCUCCAGAGGGAGACUCCAUUGCCUCCUUGGGCAGCCUGUUCCAGGGCUCUCCUGGAACAGUGUAAAGAGGUUCUUCUUCACCUUGAGGUGGAACUUCUCGUGUUUCAGCUUAAGGCCGUUUCACCUCGUCCUGUCACUGGGCAGGACAACGAGAUGUGAUCUUCUGAACCCUUGAGUCUGGCACCGUCCUCUUGGCACCCACCUUUGAGAAAUUUCUAUCUAUUGGUGAGCUCUCCUCUGCUGUGGACGAAACAGGCCAAGGUCCCGCAGUCUCUCGUCACCAGAGAGAGACCCCAGACCCCUCAUGCAUCAUCUUUGUGGCUCCCCACUGGCCCCUCUCCAGUAGCUGCCCUUGUACUCAGGAGCCCGGAACCCGCCACAGUAAUUCUUUGCCAGGCCAAACGCCCAUCCCAUUCCAUUAAGACGAGUGCUCGGGGGGCUGGAUGAGCUGCACCGGCCACAGCUGGGGGCGCUCGCAGCUGCCCGGGGACUCCCCAGCGCCGCGGCCGGGAC